This is a messenger RNA of Dentiscutata heterogama, 192 nucleotides long. NCBI's taxonomy places the organism in Eukaryota, Fungi, Glomeromycota, Glomeromycetes, Diversisporales, Gigasporaceae. The record is from the annotation of a GenBank genome assembly.
UAAUUAUAAUAGCUCUUUGCAUAUUGAUGAGAAUAAUAGUAAAACCUCUGUUAAUGAUUUCAAUGAUCUCAAUAUUCAACACAACAAUCAAGAAGGUGAAUUAGAUUUGAAAACUAAAUAUAAUGAAGAUAUAGAGCUUUCAUAUUCAUUGGCUGAAAAUCUGCCUUUUGAAUCUUGGAAUAAAGUUGAUAA